AUGCCAACAGAAAUGUCAGUGAUCAGUAUGGGAGCUGUGCUUGUAGUUGUACUGCUUUUGAUGUUAUUGAUUUGCAUUUGUGGACGGAAAGACAAAUUUAUGCAAGAUCACAAGGGAAGGAAGUCUACAGUAUCUAGACUACUGCAAUAUCUCUAUCAGUUUCUUCCCCACUCCUCUUCUCCUUCCCUCCCAGGUCCUCCCAGCCUCUUCCUCCUGGGCAAUAUGCUGGAUCUGACAAAUGAACACCUGCCUAUUCAUCUGACCAACCUGGCACAACGCUAUGGAAGCAUCUACCGUCUUAAAUGUGGCAACACAACCAUGGUUGUGCUUAACAGCAGUGAUGUCAUAAGAGAAGCACUGGUUAAGAAAUGGUCUGACUUUGCUGGGAGACCACAUUCCUACAUGGGAAAUAUUGUGUCCGGAGGAGGAUAUUCCAUUUCUCUGGGGAACUACAGUGAGGAGUGGAGGGCACACCGCCGUCUUGUCCAUAGUGCCUUGCAGCGCUGCUGCCAACAAUCUUUGCACAGUGUAAUAGAGAGACAGGCACUGCACCUGCGACAGGUUUUGAUGGGCUAUGGAGGUAGUGCUGCAGAUCUCUCUGAGGAUUUCACUGUGGCAGCCAGUAAUGUCAUCACCACUCUGGCUUUUGGGAAAGAAUAUGACAAGAGCUCAGUGGAACUGCAGCGUUUGCACAGUUGUCUGAAUGAGAUUGUUGCUCUGUGGGGCUCUGCCUGGAUUUCUGCUCUGGACUCCUUUCCACUGCUCAGAAAAUUACCCAGUCCUCCGUUUGCCCGUCUCCUUAAAGAGGUGGCCAGGAGAGAUGAUAUCAUAAGCACACUUCUGAACAAUUACAAGUCACAAGACAAGAAAUCUGACAGUACCAUCACUAGCUCCAUCCUCCAGGGUCUUGACAAAUGUCGCAGCAAAACACAUGGAGUGCUCUUGACAGAUACUCACGUCCACAUGGCCAUGGUGGACCUUCUGAUUGGGGGGACAGAGACCACUGCUGCCUGGCUUAACUGGACUGUGGCCUUCCUUUUGCACAGACCAGAGGUGCAGUGCAAGGUGUACAAUGAGAUGUGCAAGGUACUGGAGGGACGCUAUCCCAAGUAUAGUGACAGACAUAGACUUCCUGUUCUAUGUGCUGUGAUCAAUGAGGUGCUCAGACUCAGGCCUGUAGCCCCACUGGCAGUGCCACAUAGAGCCAUCAGAGACAGCAGCAUUGCAGGUUAUUUCAUCCCACGGAACACUGUGAUCAUUCCUAAUCUUUUUGGAGCACAUCACGAUCCUGCAGUUUGGAGUGAUCCCUACCAUUUCAAACCAGAGCGCUUUCUGGAGGGUGGGGGAGGCUCCAUGCGUGCACUACUGCCUUUUGGAGGAGGGGCUCGGCUGUGUCUGGGGGAGUCUGUUGCCAAAAUGGAGCUCUUUCUGUUCACUGCCUACUUGCUGAGAGAUUUCCAGUUCAUCCCUCCUGAAAAUGAGGCCUCACUGCCUAACCUGAGAGGAGUUGCUAGUGUUGUGCUCAAGGUCAAGUCCUAUAAAGUUAUAGCAUGUCCACGUCCUGUGGCUUGA
This is a messenger RNA of Myripristis murdjan (pinecone soldierfish), 1572 nucleotides long. It is a transcript of the gene cyp21a2, whose product is annotated as cytochrome P450, family 21, subfamily A, polypeptide 2. The record is from RefSeq and is a predicted model, not a curated record. Bases 1 to 1572 code for a protein of 523 amino acids. Lineage: Eukaryota; Metazoa; Chordata; Actinopteri; Holocentriformes; Holocentridae. Gene Ontology annotation, molecular function: iron ion binding; steroid 17-alpha-monooxygenase activity; heme binding. Gene Ontology annotation, biological process: progesterone metabolic process; hormone biosynthetic process. The transcript is spliced from 12 exons.